CAGCAAUUGACCGAUUUUCUAAGGUGUACAACAAUAAAACACAAAUUUCGAUAUUAAAACUUUCUAAAUAGCAAACAAGUCUAUUUAAUUUAACUCAAAUUCUUUUUAAACAACAAAUAACUAUAAAAAAUCUAUAAACAUGGCUAAAAUGGCAUUUCAGCAUCAGGCCGGCACGGCCAUGGAGUGUUUGAGCAUUCCAAUAACGCUACACAAAGAGCAGGAUUACGAUCAGGAGGGCAGAGAGAUCUUAAAAUGUGGGUUCAAAAUUGGUGGAGGCAUCGAUCAAGAUUAUAAGAAAAGUCCACAAGGUUAUACAGAUUAUGGUAUUUAUGUCACUGAAGUUCAUGAUGGUAGCCCAGCUGCACGUGCAGGUUUGCGUAUACACGAUAAGAUUUUACAGUGUAAUGGCUAUGAUUUUACCAUGGUCACUCAUAAAAAGGCCGUAAGUUAUAUACGGAAACAUCCAGUAUUAAAUAUGUUGGUGGCUCGUAAGGGAGUAACCUCUACAUAAGUGUUUUAUGAAUAGAAUUCAGCUGAAUUCUGAUAAAAACCUCUUGUCUACCUUUAUAUACAAAUUAAGCAAUUGUUAUCGUCUGCAUAAUCAUACUCUACAAAAAAAAAAAUAACACGACGCUAUCUUUAUCUAUCCACCUAAUACUCGGCAACUUAUUUUACUAUUUAACAGGCGUGUAAUCCGCUCAAGCUUUUCUUGUUGUAGUAGUAAACGUAAUUUUAUAUUCCACGUUAUGGAAACGCGCCUGUUAUACACUAUGCUUAAAUUGUGCACAUCCAAAAAUUUCAAUUUAUCGGAUGAUAGUAUAAUUAAGCAACUUUUAAAGAUCUCUUUUUUUCAACUUACUUUAUUUUAAUGCUAUUAUUUUUAUAAGUUUUAACUAUUUCUACUACAUUUUCUUCAAUUGUCGAUCAAGCCAAUAUAAAUAUUUAAUCCGUGGCCAAAUUAUUGCUAUAAGUCUAUGCUCUUAAACAAAACAAUUUAAUAAAUAUGUAAUUAAAACAACAAAAGAUUUAUGUAUUAAUUAAAUGUACAUUAGAAAAAGUAACACAAGCAUUUAUAUUUAAAAACAAAAUCAGAAGAAAACAAACUUUAUACUUUUUAUAUGCACAAUUUGUAGUACAGAGCAGCAUUUCAUUCAUGACUAUUUUAUUAUCUACAUCUUUGUUUAAAUUUUCAAUUCAUACAUACAAACAAAAAUAUAGAUUUUUAUGAAAAUAUCUAAACAAAAUAGUAUUUUAUGUGAUACAAACAAAAAUAAAAUGUGGUUAUUUUAAGCAUAGAAAACAAUUCUAUAAUAAAUACAUACAUUCAUUAUUAUUCAUGUGUAUUAACAUUAUUAAUUUUAAGAAGUUUUAUUUUUUUAUUUGUUAAUAAAAGUAAUGAUUUGUAAUUUAUAUUUAAUAAAUGAAAACCGUUUCUUAUUUUGCAAAA
Messenger RNA from Calliphora vicina (urban bluebottle blowfly), 1447 nucleotides. Its product is annotated as tax1-binding protein 3 homolog. The record is from RefSeq and is a predicted model, not a curated record. Bases 140 to 511 code for a protein of 123 amino acids. Gene Ontology annotation, biological process: receptor localization to synapse; establishment or maintenance of epithelial cell apical/basal polarity; embryo development. NCBI's taxonomy places the organism in Eukaryota, Metazoa, Arthropoda, Insecta, Diptera, Calliphoridae. Gene Ontology annotation, molecular function: protein binding. Gene Ontology annotation, cellular component: basolateral plasma membrane; cell junction. The transcript is spliced from 3 exons.